Messenger RNA from Acanthochromis polyacanthus (spiny chromis), 3397 nucleotides. Its product is annotated as trace amine-associated receptor 13c-like. The transcript has 2 exons. Lineage: Eukaryota; Metazoa; Chordata; Actinopteri; Pomacentridae. Gene Ontology annotation, molecular function: trace-amine receptor activity. Gene Ontology annotation, cellular component: membrane. Gene Ontology annotation, biological process: G protein-coupled receptor signaling pathway. The coding region runs from base 1967 to 2980 and encodes 337 amino acids. The record is from RefSeq and is a predicted model, not a curated record.
AGUUUCUGUUUUGGCUACCUUUUCUUUUAAUUAAAACAUUAUUUAAUCCAUCUUUCUGUUUGCACCUGCUGCUUGGGUUCUCCUGUCUGGUUUCCGUGACAGAACCCUAUGGAUUAGGAAUGGGAUGCCAUUUACAUUCAUUAGUGAGUCAAGGCAGGAGAGCGAAUACUAUGAAGGUAUUUCAGGUGCAAAAUGUUUGAGCACCUGUAACAUUGAAUUUGUAUGUGUAUCAGCAAAUCUGAUUUCCCACACUCUGAGUUGUGUACUUGUAAAAUAAUUUCUUGUAUGUGUCGAUUUUUUUUUUCUUCCCACAAAUGCAACACAAAAAUACAUUCACAAAAUCGUAAUUCCAGGUGCACAAAUCACAUUUACAGGUGCACAAAUCCUUCUCUACAAGUCACAUAUUUCAACACUGACACGCUCACAUUUUGCACCUAUUGUCGCAGCACACUAAGUGCAAAACAUACUUGUGCACCUGUAUUGUACGAAGUGAAGUUGAGGUGAGAAUUUGAAUAUGUGUAAAUCUGAAUGUGAACUUGUGGAAUAAUUUACCACAAAAAUAGCUGUGUCCUCUAACACAUGAACACAAAUUACUACUUACAACCACUCGAGUCCUCCCCACGAGUCACACAUUCUGUUUUCUACAGGUGCAAAUCAGAACUCAUACUUCCGGUCCCGCUGAGCUAUUUGGUGCAAAACUACAAAACGAUCCGAUCUGUGCAUAAAUUCUAUGCUCUGAGAUUGACAGACUUUUCGGCCAGUCAGAGAGACGCUUUGCCCACCCAGCCAAUCAGAGGUCGCUUUACCGACUUCCAGGUGUGGAAUUUUACGAUGGAGAGAGUGUAGGGAGUUCUUGUUUUGGACGGCUGGUCUGCUCUAAUCUCUAUAAUGCGCAUUUCCCAAUGACUCAAAUAACUUAUCCAUUCCUCUUAGUAUAUUGAAAUCAAAGCCUACACUCUCUCCAUCGUGAAAUUCCACACCUGGAAGUCAGUAAAGCGACCUGAGAGGAAAACACAACAUGUGACUAAACUAAUCUCCUUUAGAGUAGAAACAUCAAAAAAUACAUUUCCAGAGUAGAAAUGUAUGAAAAAUGUUUGGUCCCAUACAAAGGCCAAACAUUUGUCGUACAUUUCUACUCUGGAAUCUUGAGGUGGUGAGCCUCUCUUUCGCAACGUGUCUAGACUCGAGUAGAUCAGAGGAGGGACAGUCUGAAAAAUUAUACAAGGGAGGUUAAUUGUUUGCUUCCAUUUUUGUUGUAGAUUUGGUUUGAUGCACAGACAUUGACAAACCCUCACUCAUACGUUUUCUGAGGAGCGGUCUUGAAGCUUGAAACGUUACUAUCUUGACUAUAUUAACACAGAAAGUAAUGACAAAGUGGACGAAGAGUGGAGCUGAGGUGGACCACAGACAGUCCUGUGACAUGACCCACCUGCACAAGUAUGCAUAAAUUGAGGUUUCAUUACAAUGUCAAUGGAUGAAUUCUUCAGAAAAUCCCCACCUGUACAGUUGUCCUGAAAGGGGUAUUUAGUAAUAGAGACUGAAACCUUUUCUUGCAUCAGGCUGUGAAUGUGUUAUUUCUGUGUAAAGCUGGACAUUUUAACAUGGGGAUCCAUGGAGAUGGAUUCCCUUCUGUAGGCUGCCAUAAGUGGACAUUUGAGAAACUGCAGUUUUUGGAACUUUGUUGCAUGCUGGCUUCAAUUUCUGUCCCUGUUUUGUGAAAUGAUGUCAGUAUCUCAAUAUCUCAUGUGAUAUGUUGAUAAUUGUGGGUCAGUGUAAGAUCUGGUGACUGUGGAGGCCAUAUCUUGUGAGUUACAUCAUCUUUCAUACCGAUUACACCAUUGAUUGACCCCCAAUGACCUCCAUGUAAGCAUCAGGAAGAGAUAGGUUGGAUAGAGCAAAGGAGGAAGGACAACAGUGUUCUUCAGAGACUGAAAGAGAGAAAGGGAGUGAUGGUAGAAAGAGAUAAAUGAGCUGUAUGACAGAGAGUUCUGGUCAGAGGAUGGAGGUCCAGGACAGAGCAGAGCUCUGCUUUCCUCAACUCCUCAACACCUCCUGCAGGAAGCCGACAUCUCACCGGUUUCAAGAUGUAUUUGUGCACGUUGUGCUGUCUUCAAUAUCUGUGCUCACUAUUGUUCUCAACCUGCUCGUCAUCAUCUCAGUCUCCUACUUCAGGCAACUCCACACACCCACUAACAUCCUCCUGCUCUCUCUAGCUGUCUCUGACUUUUUUGUGGGCACCGUGUUGCUGCCGUCAGAUAUUUACGUACAAACCCAGUGCUGGUUGCUCGGCGAUGUGAUGUGUUCUCUUAUUAAUUAUGUGAUCUUCAUUGUUUUGAGUGCUUCAGUAGGAAACAUGGUGCUUAUUUCAAUUGACCGAUACGUUGCUAUUUGUCAUCCUCUGCAUUAUCCCACCAGAGUCAAUGUGUCAAAAGCCAAACUGUAUGUUUUUUUGUGUUGGUUCUGUUCUGCUUUCUAUGUUGGUAUUGUAUUUAGGGAUAUGCUGAAUCAACCAAGCAUAACUAAUUCCUGCGAUGGAGAAUGUGUUGUUGUUUUCAGCAAAACUGCAUUUGUGACUGACCUUGUCGUAAGCUUUAUUGCUCCAGUUAUAGCCAUUAUACUUCUAUAUAUGAGAAUAUUCGUGGUGGCUGUGUCGCAGGCCCAUGCCAUGCGCUCUCACACUGCAGCUGUCACACAUCAGCAUUCAGUGGCACGAAGUACAAAGAAAUCUGAGUUGAAAGCAGCCAGGACUCUGGGUGUUCUCGUACUUGUGUUUCUGAUAUGUUUCUGCCCAUCGUACUGUGUCGCCAUUGUAGGGGCCAGCCCUUAUUCUAUAAAUCUUGCGUCUAUAAUGUUUUAUUUGAACUCCUGUCUAAACCCUCUGAUCUAUGCCCUGUUUUAUCCCUGGUUUAGAAAGGCUGUGAAACAUAUUGUCACUCUGCAGAUACUGCAGCCUGGCUCCUCUGAGGUCAGCAUGUCGUAGUGAAACUGUGGAGUGACUGAAAUAACAGCAGCUAUAAAAAGUUUAUUAAUCAGUGAAAUGAGCAAUUCAAUGAUCUGGAAAGAGUAAAUGUACAUUGUACGUGAAAUGAAACAUUUACACAAUUUGUACAAAACUUACAAGAUUUUUAUAUUAGCUUUAAUACUCAGUGUAUUAAAGCUCACAUAAAACUUUCUUUUUGUAUAGUUGGGGUUUAAAUGUCAAUCAUUUCAUGUGUACUGAACUCAGAGCCCUUCCAGUCUGAACUGUACCUCUCAUAUGAAAAUACAGCAUGUUUCAGUAUGACUGUGCAUCAAACAAAUCUGUUAAAACUGUGAGAUGUAAUGUUGUCAAUAUAAACUGUUGAUGAUGAGCAGUGUAACCAUGAAAAAAGUUCUAUUAAAGAGCAACAGUCCAGUA